CAAACUGAGAAUAAUUAUGGAUACUGAUAAAUAUUUACUGAACUUUAGAGGAUACAAUUUACAACGUACUGCGGUUGAUAUUGAACAACUAGAACAUCUUAAGGAUUUUGAAAUUAGAGAUGAUGAUGUCUUCGUAACUACAUAUCUCAAAUCUGGUACCAUCUGGACUCAGCAGAUAUUAAGCUUGAUUUAUUUUGAGGAUUAUCGUAAACAAACUCGAAAGAUGAAAACAGCUGAAUUAGUCCCCUAUCUAGAAUACAGCACUCACAGAAUAGACUUCCUCCGAAGACCAUCACCUCGCCUUUUUAGUACUCAUCUACCAUAUUAUUUGGUACCAAAUGGUCUCAAGAACAAAAAAGCAAAAAUUGUUUACAUCUACAGAAAUCCUAAGGAUGUUAUCACCUCAUAUUUUCAUUUUUCAAAUUUUUUGGAAGCUUUUGAAACAUCAAAAAAUUUUGAUGAUUUCAUUCAGAAAUUUCUAGAUGGAAAAGUGGUAGGAAGCCUUUGGUUUGAUCACAUCAAAGGUUGGUAUGAACACAGAGAAAAUUUUAAUAUUUUGUUUAUGUCAUAUGAAGAGAUGAAGAAGGAUCUCAGAAGUGCUGUGCAAAAAUUCUGUCAGUUUCUUGGGAAAGAACUCAGUGAAGGUGACAUAGAUGCUGUUGUGAAGCAAGCUACAUUUAAGAACAUGAAAUCUGAUCCACGAGCAAAUUAUAAUGAUAUACUCAAAAAUGAAUUUGGGAUAAAAAACAAAGAUGGGGGUUUCUUGCGCAAAGGUACCAUUGGUGACUGGAAAAAUUAUUUCACUGUGAAUCAAAGUGAGAGCUUCGACAUGCUGUUCCAAAAGAAGAUGAAAGAUAUUCCAUUGAAGUUCAUCUGGGAUAUAAAUGAGAAGUAGAAUCAGUGAAAAAUAUAAUAUAAAAAUAUACUAUCACACAAUACAUUUUUCAUAUACAUCAUGAAUUCUGCUAAUUAUAAAAUAUAUUUAUAAAAGUUGAUUAAU
Suncus etruscus (white-toothed pygmy shrew) is the source of this 1000-nucleotide messenger RNA. RefSeq names its product amine sulfotransferase-like. Gene Ontology annotation, biological process: sulfation. Gene Ontology annotation, cellular component: cytoplasm. The transcript has 7 exons. The record is from RefSeq and is a predicted model, not a curated record. Lineage: Eukaryota; Metazoa; Chordata; Mammalia; Eulipotyphla; Soricidae. Gene Ontology annotation, molecular function: sulfotransferase activity. Bases 17 to 895 code for a protein of 292 amino acids.